AUUAAACACCGGAAUAAGGGUUGUUUUGUUUUGUAACCCGUUUAAAGAGCAGUUUUGAAGCUAAGCUAAGGUGCUAUUGUUGAAGAUGUCCCGGGUUCUGAUCGUGGGAGCUGGUCUGACCGGCAGCUUGUGCGCAUGUCUGCUGCGCAGGGCGCUGCAGGGCAGGGUGCAGGUGGUGCUGUGGGACAAGGCGAGGGGUACAGGGGGCAGGAUGUCCACCAGCCGUCCUCCAGACGCCGUGUCUCACUCCGCUGACCUGGGUGCGCAGUACAUCACAGCCACUCCUGCCUACGCUCAGUCCCACAGCAAUUUCUACGCAGAGCUGCUCUCAGCUGGCCUGCUCCAGCCCCUCACCUGUCACAUUGAAGGUCUGCAGCACAAAGAGGGAAACAAGGACUACGUAACGCCACUGGGCAUGAGCAGCUUGGUCAAACACUUUCUGUCAGAGUCAGGAGCCGAUGUGUUCCUGGAGUAUCAUGUGACUGGCCUGUACCGCCGUGGAGCAUCAUGGGAGGUGGAAAGGAAAGGAGGCAGUGAGAAGUUUGAUGCUGUUGUUCUAACCAUGCCGGUGCCUCAGAUCCUGCAGCUGCAGGGAGACCUGGGAGACCUUCUGUCCGUCCAGCAGAGAGAGCAGUUGGAGGCGGUCAGGUACUCUUCCCGCUUCGCCGUCGGACUCUUCUUCUCUCCUGAUGUUGUCUUCAGCUUUCCGUGGGGAGCGCGGUACGUCACCGACAGCAGCUGCAUCCGCUACAUCGCCGUGGACAACAAGAAGCGCAACACAGAUACUCCAGGUCUGGGUCCAUCCCUCGUCGUCCACACCAGCGUCCCGUUUGGCCUGAAGCACCUGGAGAAUGACAAGGAUGUCAUCCAGCCAAUCAUCUUGCAGGAGCUCCACAGGCUCCUCCCUGAACUACCUCAGCCAAUCAGCAUUAAGUUCCAGAAGUGGAGGUACUCCCAGGUGCAGACCUCAGUCCCAAACUGUCCGGGUCACAUGACCAUCCAGCAGCAGCCGCCGCUCAUCUGCGGCGGCGACGCCUUCACCCACUCCAACUUCGACGGCUGUGUGGACUCAGCGCUAAGUGUGGUCCGAGCUCUGGAGGCCUCGCUUGAUGUCCGGCAGAACACUGAAUGAUGACUGAGAUUAUUUACCAAAAUGUUUAAUGAAGCGAUUUAAACAGAAGUUUGUUGUUUUUCUCUGAAUAAAUGUCUUUGG
Cyprinodon variegatus (sheepshead minnow) is the source of this 1213-nucleotide messenger RNA. RefSeq names its product renalase, FAD-dependent amine oxidase (gene rnls). The transcript has 7 exons. Bases 86 to 1132 code for a protein of 348 amino acids. Gene Ontology annotation, molecular function: oxidoreductase activity, acting on NAD(P)H. Gene Ontology annotation, cellular component: extracellular region. The record is from RefSeq and is a predicted model, not a curated record. Lineage: Eukaryota; Metazoa; Chordata; Actinopteri; Cyprinodontiformes; Cyprinodontidae.